This is a messenger RNA of Daucus carota subsp. sativus, 1515 nucleotides long. RefSeq names its product ubiquitin receptor RAD23d. Gene Ontology annotation, molecular function: polyubiquitin modification-dependent protein binding; ubiquitin binding; proteasome binding. The transcript is spliced from 12 exons. Gene Ontology annotation, biological process: proteasome-mediated ubiquitin-dependent protein catabolic process; nucleotide-excision repair. The record is from RefSeq and is a predicted model, not a curated record. Bases 193 to 1347 code for a protein of 384 amino acids. Gene Ontology annotation, cellular component: nucleoplasm; cytosol. NCBI's taxonomy places the organism in Eukaryota, Viridiplantae, Streptophyta, Magnoliopsida, Apiales, Apiaceae.
AACCCAGCCCAGAGCGUGGAAACCUGGCUGUAACUGUGACGUCACCUCUGGUCUUGGAUAAACACCGUGACAGUAAGUAGUACAGUGUCGCAGGCACUGCUAUAAAUACAAACUAUUGUAUACAAGUACAACACUUUAUUUUACGACUCAAAUAUUAUAUAUUUAUCGCCGGCGGCGGUCGGAGCGGUCAAGAUGAAAGUGUUUGUGAAAACUUUGAAAGGCACUAACUUUGAGAUCCAAGUCCAACCUGAUAAUACUAUAUCCGAGGUGAAGAAUAUCAUAGAGACAAAACAGGGUGCAAAUGUUUACCCUGCUCUACAGCAGAUACUUAUCCAUCAGGGAAAGGUACUUAAGGAUACAACCACGCUAGAGGAGAACAAUGUUGCUGAGAAUAGUUUUAUUGUUGUUAUGCUAUCGAAGGCUAAAAAUCCAUCAGGUGAGGCAUCAACUACAUCAGCUGCACCUGCAAGCACGGCUCAGGCAGUCAACCCUUCACCUUCUCCAGUACAGCCUGUAACAUCAUCUCAAGCACCUGCAUCUACUGUUCAGAUCCCACAACCGGGAUCCGAAUCUACUCCGAUUUCUGCUCCUGAUACAUCUGUGGCAGAUGUAUACGGUCAUGCUGCAUCAAAUCUUGUGGCUGGAGGUAACCUAGAAUCUACAAUACAGCAAAUUCUUGAUAUGGGUGGAGGGAGCUGGGAUCGUGAUACAGUUGUUCGUGCACUGCGUGCCGCGUUUAACAAUCCUGAGAGAGCUGUUGAAUACCUAUAUUCAGGAAUUCCCGAGCAAGUUUUAGCUCCCGUUGCAGCCCAAGAACCUACUGGAGGUCAAGCUAUAAACCCUCCGUCGCAGGCACCACAAGCAACAGUACCCCCUGGUGGCCCUAAUGCGGACCCUCUGAAUCUUUUCCCACAGGGACUUCCAAAUAUGGGCGCAAACGCAAAUGCGGGGAACUUGGACUUUCUACGCACCAAUCCGCAGUUUCAAGCCUUGCGAGGAAUGGUUCAAGCAAAUCCUCAAAUACUGCAGCCUAUGCUUCAGGAAUUGGGAAAGCAAAAUCCGAACCUGAUGCGACUUAUUCAGGAGCAUCAGGCGGACUUUCUGCGUUUGAUAAAUGAAGGUGAUGAAGGGGGGGAAGGGAACGUACUGGGGGAUCUGGGUGGAGCUGCUCCGCAAGCUAUAGCUGUUACACCUGAAGAGCGAGAGGCAAUUGAACGUCUUGAAGCAAUGGGUUUCGAUCGAGCUGUAGUAUUGCAAGUAUUCUUCGCAUGUAACAGAGAUGAGGAACUGGCUGCUAACUAUCUUUUGGAUCAUGGUCAUGAGUUUGAUGAUGACGUAGCUAACUGAAGAAUUGUUCCUACAUAUAAAGUGACUUGGUUUUGUGCCCUUUUCAAGUGGGUCAGGUUUAAAAAUUACAAAAAUAGUAUUUAGUCAGACCUUUGUAAUUUGGAUUUUGGAUUACAUUUGAUUAUGUUGGCCCGGAUUAUCAAUACAUAUUUCUUCACUGGUGUGGCA